Saccostrea echinata is the source of this 1362-nucleotide messenger RNA. RefSeq lists its product as uncharacterized. The transcript has 5 exons. NCBI's taxonomy places the organism in Eukaryota, Metazoa, Mollusca, Bivalvia, Ostreida, Ostreidae. The coding region runs from base 359 to 1210 and encodes 283 amino acids. The record is from RefSeq and is a predicted model, not a curated record.
CGCUUUAACAGACAACACUCUGCAGGCUUGCUAUGGUAAUGGUUUUGAGGACUUUUUAACACCUUCGUGUUCUUCCGGCGAAAAAAUAUAUAUUUAUGACGUGUUUGUGUACGCCAAGCACAGGUCACUCAACUGUCCCACUAUAGCCACAUCUCUAGACAGAAAUAUCACAUACUGCUGCAAUUAUGUCAGCCAGAAAGAGGACUGUGGACAAAGAUAUUUUGGAACCGCAAGCGAUUUUGAACAUGCACAUUAUUCGCGAUGUACGGGGUUGGCAACGUGUGGCGGAAUACAAGUAGCAUGGAACUACACAGAACAUUUCUGCAAUACAACUAUUUUUGCCGAAAGGACGAAUUACAUGAAAAUGUGGUAUAAUUGCAUACCAGAUUCCUCUUCACUUUCUAUUAACUCGGUGUCUACGCUAACAGCGGAUGCAGUGUUCCUCUUCAGCGAAAAUUAUCCAUCGAUGAUGUCCGAGUGUUCGACUACAUCCGGCGCCACAUGUAGAGUACAGAUAUCCGAUGGGUCUCCAGUGCAAAUAACCGCUCUUGACAUCCAACUUAGUGAAACGUCUGGAAUCUGUCAACAAAGAAUUUACAUUACUGAUGGAUCCACGAAUAGUGAAAUUACUUGUGAGAAUAAUAAUGACUUUGUUAAGAAAGUUGUCUUUACAAGUUCAAGUAGCGCAAUUGAAAUCAGAUUAGAUAACACAGAUACUACAACUGCUGGGAAAUUCUGGAUUCAAAUUGAAGCCACUCAAAGUUCAGGACGUGUCGAUAUCGAAUGUAAAAACGCCACCGCUUUGUUUGGUUGCGGAUCUUCCAUAGCACUGUCUAAUAGCACUUCUACCGCAGAUUCUUUAUCAACUAACACAACAGACAGCACAAGAACCGCCUACUCAGUUCAGAUUAACUCUACAAAUUCUGAAAACUUCAGUUCUUCUACUAAUUUUGUUUCUACGUCUAGUGUUGAAGAGACAUCCAUAACAACAGCGUCAUCAGCUGUGGCAGAGACAUCAACGACUCCUAAUUCGAACACUUUCUCAACAAAGCAGGACUCAACGUCAACGGACAGUUCCCUUGAUAUAAGCUGGGUGCUUACUAUUUUCCCGGGAGCUAUAGGCAGUGGUGUAUUAUUUGGAUCCAUAGCGUACGCUUUGAAUAGGUGCAAGAAAAGGUUUACUCAAAUGAAGGUUACGCCCAGGAGAUGAAUGGGUUUCAAAGAAUGGUUCUAUAACAAAGAUGGAGAAGGCCAGGGUUUUUAAGUUUUUUAGCAGUGCACGAAUCUGUGAUAAAAUUGUACAUGCACUUGUUUUUCGGUCAUUCUUAUUAUUGUUUGCUAUGUUUAUUAUUCAUGGUUAUA